Molecule: messenger RNA, 5349 nt
Organism: Oncorhynchus kisutch (coho salmon)
Lineage: Eukaryota; Metazoa; Chordata; Actinopteri; Salmoniformes; Salmonidae
Product: solute carrier family 15 member 4-like
Exons: 9
Coding region: 384-2135 (583 amino acids)
Biological process (GO): transmembrane transport; oligopeptide transport
Cellular component (GO): membrane
Molecular function (GO): transmembrane transporter activity
Source: RefSeq, a predicted model, not a curated record
UCGAAACAGCGCAACAACUGCACGAAUCACAACUUUGUAAAAUGUAGGGAUUGACUGCCUCAGUCGCUCAAACUGUCAGUAGUGUUAUGUGAAGUCGUUUAAUCUGUUUAUGUUAUUCGGGAAAAAGCACAAUUUAGACUGCUGAAGGAGCUUACAGUCACGCGCCAGUGCUGUGACAGGCAGUGUGAGUGUCAGUUUCAUUACAGUUACGCGAGUAGCUAGCUUGCUAGAUAUUCUCUUUUCUGAACACAUUGAUUUAGUGUCAGGUCGAGCAAGAAAACUUUUAGGAUAGGAGGCUAAAUGGCAGACGUUGGAACGUGUGUCAUUCAUUAAAGGUUUGACGUUUUUCCAGUGAACAUUUCAAGUCAACAAGUCAGCUGAAGAUGGCCAGCAGGAAUGCCAGUGAGAGCACCCCUCUUUUGGACAGCAGCUCUGUGACUGUGAACAGGCCUGUGUCAGUGUUCCAGGGCAGAAGACUGGCAUGUGCUACUAUUCUGCUGGCAGAGUCAUUGGAACGAGUGGCAUUCUAUGGCAUCACUUCCAACCUGGUCCUUUUCCUCAACAGUAGCCCAUUUUAUUGGGAGGGAACUCAGGCCAGCCAGGCACCACUGAUGUUCAUGGGGGUUACAUACCUGAUCUCACCAUUUGGUGGCUGGCUGGCUGAUGCAUAUCUGGGAAAGUUCUGGACAAUUGCUGGCAGUUUGAUCCUGUACUUUCUUGGCAUACUGUUUUUCCCAUUUAUCGCAAGUACAGACUCCCAGAAUACCCUGUGUGGUGAUGAAAUGGCAUUUCCAGUGCAACCGGCUGAGUGUUUGAGCACAAACGGUACCCUUCCAAGCAAUGUGACCUGCCCCACACGGGCACCUUACUGCGGGCCAGUGAUCUACACUGCCCUUGUUCUCAUUGCCCUUGGUGUGGGAACAGUGAAAUCCAACAUCACUCCAUUUGGGGCAGACCAGGUAAAAGAUCGUGGCCCAGAGGCCACUCGCAGGUUCUUCAACUGGUUCUACUGGUGCAUCAACCUAGGGGCCAUCUUGUCCCUAGGUGGCGUGGCUUACAUCCAGCAGAACAUCAACUUCCAGUUGGGGUACAUCAUCCCAGCCGUGUGCCUGGGUGUCUCCUUCCUGGUGUUCCUGCUGGGGCGUACAGUCUUCAUCAACAAGCCAGCUGACGGUAGUGCCUUCACUGAUAUGUUCAAGAUCCUGGGUUACGCCUUCUGCACUGCACAGCCCAAAGAGCCCAACCUGCUACGGGCUAAACCGACUAUGCUGGACGGUGCCAAGGUGACAUAUGGAGGGAGAUUCCCUGAGGAGAAGGUGGAGGAGGUGAAAGCAAUGCUUAAAGUUCUCCCGGUGUUCUUUGCUCUUAUCCCAUACUGGACUGUAUACUUUCAGAUGCAGACAACAUAUUUCCUCCAGAGCCUACAUCUAAGGAUUCCUGACACCAGCACAGGCACCAAUAGCAGUGACGGCACCCUCCAGAUCACAUUCCGCUUCCCUGCCGCCUGGCUGACAAUGUUCGACGCAGUGCUUAUUCUCAUGCUGAUCCCUCUUAAGGACAAAGUGGUGGACCCCAUCCUCAAACGCAGAGGCCUGCUGCCCUCCUCCCUCAAGAGGAUCGCAGUGGGGAUGUUCUUUGUCAUGUGGUCAGCUGUGGCGGCUGGUAUACUGGAGACAAAACGACUUGAGAUCAUCAAAUCUAAUGGCACCAUCGACCAGGUCUUUGGCAACGUCAUCUACUACGCAGCAGAUCUGCCCAUAUGGUGGCAGGUGCCCCAGUAUGUGCUCAUCGGAAUCAGCGAAAUCUUUGCCAGCAUCGCAGGUCUGGAAUUUGCCUACUCAGCCGCCCCCAGGUCCAUGCAGAGUGCCAUCAUGGGACUGUUCUUCUUCUUCUCUGGGAUUGGUUCCUUCGUGGGCUCCGGCCUACUGGCCAUCGUCUCCUUCAAGGGGAUUGGCUGGAUGUCCUCCCACAAGGACUUUGGUAACAUCAAUGACUCCCAGCUCAACUACUACUUCUUCCUGCUAGCGGGGAUCCAGUGUGUCACCCUGCUGGUCUUCCUCAUCGUGUCGGUCAAAUAUGACAAACAGAAGAGUAGUAGAGCAGGAAGCCAAAGGCUGGGCAUCACUCCCUCUUGACCCCAGGACUGACCCAUGUCCAUCUGACUUCACCCUACCUGCCUUAGUGCAUAGUGGUUCGUGCCAAAACACCUCUGUGAUUUGGUAUGGGAUAGAGUUUUUAUUUUAUUUUUCCUCAAUGAGUUUGUAAGACUAUUACAUUUUAAGGCAAAAAUAAUAAGUUUGGACACACCUACUCAUUCAAGGGUUUUUCUUUAUUUUUUACUAUUUUCAACAUUGUAGAAUAAUAGUGAAGACAUCCAAACUAUAAGGAAAUAACACAUUCAAUAAUUUCAUUGAGUAACAAUGACAGCUUUGCUCACACUUGGCAUUCUAUCAACCAGCUUCACCUGGAAUGCUUUUCCAACAGUCUUGAAGGAGUUCCCACAUUUGCUGAGCACCUGUUGGCUGAUUUUCCUUCACUCUGUGGUCCAACUCAUCCCAAACUAUCUCAAUUGGGUUGAGGUCAGGUGAUUGUGGAGACCAGGUCAUCUGAUGCAGCACUCAAUCACUCCUCUUCUUGGUCAAAUAGCAUUUACACAGCCUGGAGGUGUGUUGGUUAAUUGUCCUGUUGUAGAACAAAUGAUAGUCUCACUAAGUGCAAACCAGAUGGGAUGGCGUAUCGCUGCAGAAUGCUGUGGUAGCCAUGCUGGUUAAGUGAGCCUUGAAUUCUAAGUAAAUCACAGACAGUGUCACCAGCAAAGCACCCCCAGACCAUCACACCACCUCCUCCAUGCUUCAUGGUGGGAACCACAUAUGCGGAGAGCAUCCGUUCACCUAUUCUGCGUCACACAAAGACACUGGUUGGAAUCAAGAAUCUCUAAUUUGGACGACUCAGGCCAAAGGACUGAUUUCCACUGGUAUAAUGCCCAUUGCUCGUGUUUCUUGGCCUAAGCAAGUAUCUUUUAUUGGUGUCCUUUAUUAGUGGUUUCUCUGCAUCACUUCGACCAUGAAGGCCUGAUUCACGCAGUCUCCUCUGAACAGUUGAGAUGUCUGUUACUUGAACUCUGAAGCAUUUAUUUGGGAUGCAAUUUCUGAGGCUGGUAAUUGGUGAACUUAUCCUCAACAGCAGAGGUAAUUCUGGGUCUUCCUUUCCUGUGGUGGUUCUCAUGAGAGCCAGUUUCAUCAUGGCGCUUAAUGGUUUUUGCGACUGCACUUGAAGAAUCUUUCAAAGUUCUUAAUGUUCUUGAUUGACUGACCUUCAUGUCUUAAAGUAAUGAUGGACUGUCAUUUCUCUUUGCUUAUUUGAGCUGUUCUUGUCAUAAAAUGGCAAGAUCUUUUACCAAAUGUGGCUAUCUUCUGUAUACCACCCAUACUUUGUCACAACACAACUGAUUGGCUCAAACAGAUUAAGAAGGAAAGAAAUUUGACAAAUCAACCUAACAAGGCACACCUUUUUAAUUGAAAUGCAUUCCAGGUGACUACCUCUUGAAGCUGGUUGAGAGAAUGCCAGAGUGUGCAAACCGGUCAUCAAGGCAAUGUUUGGCUACUUUGAAGAAUCUGUUUAUAAAAUGUAUUUGGUUUGUUUAACACUUUUUGGGGGGGGUUACUGCAUGAUUCUAUGUGUUAUUUCUUUAUAGUUUGGAUGUCUUCACUAUAAUUGUACAGUGUAAAACAUGAAGAAAAACCCUUGAAUGAGUGGACACACCUAAACUGUUGACUGGUACUGUACAUUUACUGUACACUCACACAUCCUCACAUGAGAUCAAGUUCAUCUUAAUGUUUAUUUAUUGUACAGUAACCUUUAUUUAAGUGAUCAUUACUGUGUCUGAACCUGUUCUAUCUGCAGAGGUCCGGUUGCCCUUGAAUACGCAUGGUGUAAUUUAUAGUCAUUUAAAACAAUUAUUUAAUGUAAGCUGCUCCAAUAACUCACUCCUGUUGUCAGAUAAGUAUGGCAUUAUACAACUGAGUGGCCUUUUCACUCUGAUCAUAGAUCAAUGAACAAUUUAAAACAAACUCCCCCAGACACACCACUUUCAAAAACCUUAGAGGCUUCAUCGACUUGUUAUUGACUGAUCCGGUUUGUACUUGUUUGUUUGCUCUUAAAGCCUUUCUUCUUGUAGAGGAAUUGUGCCAUGUUCAGACUGUAUUGAACAUUACUCAAAAUUGUGAUUAGGGCCUUGGUGUUUGACAUUUGCGACAUAGCUUUUUUUUUUUUUUUUUUUACCUUAUGGUUAUGGGAUUAAAUAGAACGGGUUUUUACUAACCAUGGUACCAUGUUCAAAAUUAUGAGACUGAAUACAAUGUCAUGCUGCUCAUAUAUACAUACUUUGUUUUUAGAUUUAGAGUUGCUUAAAUAUUGGUAUUUAUUGAAUUACAUUUGUCUGCUAAAUCCAUAAAUAAGGCUUAGCCUUACUUUUCACUAUGCAAUGAUUUUAAAUCACUAUUUUAAUCUGAUUACAGAAGAAAAAAAAUUACAUAUUAAAUGGAUAUAUUGCCAGCUAUUUCAACUUGUGUACCAUUUUGGUGUAUUUACCAUCAUUUACUCCUAGACUAACCACCCCUAGCCUGCAAAAGCACAACAUGGUGUUCCUGAAACGGGAUGUUCUGGGUCGUUCCACCAAUUUGGUGCCUUUUGGUGUCGUUGCCAGAACACAUUUAUUACAUUACCUGGAAACCUAAUAAGAACCUUAGGGUAAUGUUCUGUGGUGGUUGUUACAGAUGUUGUGCCCAAGAGUUUAAGGAAUGUUUGGAGGACAUUUCAUUUCAAAUGUUUUCUGAAAAACAUUAUUUGAAUGUUUUUGGGAUGUUAUCCUAAUGUUCGAUAAACCGCUUAAACUUAAUGGGAAUGUUCGCUAAUGUCCUGGGAAUGUUCCAGGUUUUUUCAGUGUUUUGUUAAACAGCAAGAUCCACAAUGUAUUUUUGUUUGGGGGGGGGGGGGUCUGCAUUUUUUGCUUUAUCUAGACAGUGCAAGAAGUGAAAGCUGAAAGUAUGGUAUUUUAUAAACCAAAAUCUACUCCGGGCUCAAGGGAUGUGGAAUAAUUGAUUAUUAAAGACUACCAAUACAAUUGUUCAGAAGAGUUGGCAUACUACUUUUGAGAUCUUAUGACAUAGCUGUUUACAGAUUUAUCAGGUAUGUGGCUUGAGUUUACCUUUUAGCUAUCACGUUGGAACCACUUACUAACUCAACACAGUGGCUGAAAACAACCAUUUUGGUCAUUAUUAGUGUUUGUUGGUUGAAUGGUGUUUUUUUUUGUGGUUUGUUUGCCAAUAAAAUCUAUUACAAUCCUUUAAA